GCUCUACCCCUGCAGGUUCUGAUGCUCCGCCUCCUGCUACUUGGAACCACUAAAGCCUGCAAACCUUUCCACUCCCUCUUAGUCUGCGGUCGAUGCUGAGGUUUUCGGAACUUUCCAGACGAGGGCCACCCAGGCCCUUUGCCUCCUGCCAUCACCGUACCUGCACCCUGCUUGGGAAAACCCUAAGCCCGGAGCUCCCGCUUUCCCUCAACACGGACGCCCCAACUUUUUACGCGCGAUCGACGCGGCGAGGUACCGGUGGAAGAUCCGGGCGCGCAGGGCUGGUGGUCCCGUCGGGUACAGAGCGCACCAUGGCUGGCUGCUGCUGCUUGUCGGCGGAGGAGAAGGAAUCGCAGCGCAUCAGCGCGGAGAUCGAGCGGCAACUUCGCCGGGACAAGAAGGACGCGCGCCGCGAGCUCAAGUUGCUGCUGCUGGGAACUGGUGAAAGUGGCAAAAGCACCUUUAUCAAGCAAAUGAGAAUUAUCCAUGGGUCUGGAUACAACGAUGAAGACAGAAAGGGGUUCACAAAGUUGGUUUAUCAAAACAUAUUCACUGCCAUGCAAGCCAUGAUCAGAGCCAUGGACACGCUGAGGAUACAGUAUGUGUGUGAGCAGAAUAAGGAAAAUGCCCAGCUAAUCAGAGAAGUGGAAGUAGACAAGGUCACCAUGCUCUCCAGGGACCAGGUGGAGGCCAUCAAGCAGCUGUGGAACGACCCAGGAAUCCAGGACUGUUACGACAGGAGGAGGGAAUAUCAGCUAUCAGACUCUGCCAAAUAUUACCUGAAUGACAUUGACCGAAUUGCCACACCAUCAUUCGUGCCAACACAGCAAGACGUGCUUCGUGUCCGAGUGCCCACGACUGGCAUUAUUGAGUAUCCAUUUGACUUAGAAAACAUCGUCUUUCGGAUGGUGGAUGUUGGUGGCCAGCGAUCUGAAAGACGGAAAUGGAUUCACUGCUUUGAGAGUGUUACCUCCAUUAUUUUCUUGGUUGCUCUGAGUGAAUAUGACCAGGUUCUGGCUGAAUGUGACAAUGAGAACCGCAUGGAAGAGAGUAAAGCCUUAUUUAAAACUAUUAUCACCUACCCAUGGUUUCUGAACUCAUCUGUGAUUCUGUUCCUAAACAAGAAGGAUCUUCUGGAAGAGAAAAUCAUGUAUUCUCAUCUAAUUAGCUAUUUUCCAGAAUAUACAGGACCAAAGCGGGAUGUCAAAGCUGCCAGAGACUUUAUCUUGAAGCUUUAUCAAGAUCAGAAUCCUAACAAAGAGAAAAUCAUCUACUCCCACUUCACAUGUGCCACAGACACAGAGAAUAUCCGCUUUGUGUUUGCUGCGGUGAAAGACACAAUUCUACAGCUAAACCUGAGGGAAUUCAACCUAGUUUAAAAGCUGCUACUCACUCCUUGCUCAACUAGAAGACAGGAUUUGCAAGCUCCUCUUAUUUUAUUUGCCAGUGCAUCUGACAUCACCCAGUCCCAUCAUGCAGGCUACAGGACAGAGAUGGGUGAUUAAGCUUGUAAGAUUUUGAAUUUUAUAGAGUUUUACAAAGCCACUGUGAUUUUUAAUUAAAUUUGUGUUUAAUAAUAGCCACUUCAAAAAUCAUUCGACUGACAGGCUUAUUUAUAUAGCUCAUGCCUUCAGACUUCUAAGAUUAAUUUGGGUAACUUUUUUAAAAGAAAGUUAAUGGGUUUGAAGCUUUUUUAUUAAAUCUUGUAAUUUAGAGACUUAAAUUAUUUUCACUUCAUGAUGAAGUAUGGUCUUUAACAUGUCACCAAAGGUUUUUUUUUUAAACUGUUGGCUAACUUUCUAAGCCAAAUUAAUGACUAUAACAGUACAUCUAAUUUAGUUUUGCCACAAUUUGAUCACCAUGAAGCCAAAACUGACAUAGGGCAAAUGAGCUCUAGAUAGAAUGUGUGAUAUAUUGGUAAUGUGUAAGUGUGUAUAGUAUAUAUUACAAUGUAUAUGACCCGGUCUUGUAAACUCAAGAAAUGGCUAAAGGCCCAAAUUGUAAUGUCACCCCUGCCAACGUUCUAAUGGCCAUCACAGAUAUGUUUGAACCAUGUAUGAGGCUAAGAAUAUACCAUUCUGCCAUUGUACUGGAUUACAUUGUGUUUCUUUCAGCUCAUGAUUAAUGUGUCAAACUUUUUAAAUGUCCUUGUAGUGGACAAAAAAUAAACAGAAGUUUGAUAAUAGAUGACAAUAAAGAAAACUGAGUAACUCCCUGAAAUGGCUACCAUGUCCAGCAAAAAAAAAAAAAAAAAAAAAAGAUACUGGGUUAGGGGAGUCAGUUAUAGGAGGUGAUCAGGAAAACAACAGUAAAACCAGUAAAGUUGCAAUGCAUAUUACAGUCAGGUGCCUUCCUCAAUGUUAAGAUGACACUGUUACAAAUGGAGAUUUAUCACAUAAAUAAGUCUCUCUUACAAAAAGAUAAUUUUUACUUUGUAUUCAAAGCUUUUCCUGUGUCUUUAAAAAUUAUCAGCUCAAAAUAAUGCUUAUGUCAAAGAGGCAUAUUUUGGGAUUCCAUAUUCUAAUCCCUUUCAGUCACUUCAAAGAAGUUUCACAGUCCAGAAGCUGAGUUGAUAAGACUAUUCUACAUUAUUUCACUGAACCAAGCUCUUAGUCUUGAGAGUACAUUAGUGUGUCUGGUGUCAGGGGGCAGUGCUGCAGAUGCAAAUCAGAUAUUCAAUAUGAGGUCAUUUCUCUGGAAACAGAAAAACAAAGGUUAUUGGCCAAGACAAAUUAUAAGCACAGUCUAAGUCCCGAGGGCUGUCAGAUGUUGGAAUCAAAUUAUCUUUUCCAUUUAGAAUGCCACUGAUGUUACUGGCUGUUCAGGUAAGAUUCUGAGUGACCUACACCGAAAAAGGCAUGAAAAUUAUCUAAACAUAGCUAUUGUGGCUAUUUCGCUGGAGUUCGAAUCAAGUCGAUGCUAGUUUUGAGGAAGUUAGAAUUCAGAAUCUAAUCAAGUUUACAGAUAAAUAAGACCUCAGACAAUGAACAAAACCAGAUCUGUUACCUACAAAGGUAUAUUAUACUGUCUACUGAAGCAUUAUUGUCCUCUUUGCAAUUACCCCCAUUUUUAAACCAAAUGACAGCUAAGCAAAUUUGUUUGCAAAAUAAAUCUUAAUAUUGACACGAGUGCAGCAAAAAGAGUGACAUAGAUUCUUUUAAAUCUGCUUUGUCGGAACUUCUCAAAAGGAAUCUCAGGUUGUAAUUUUAACAGUCUAGUAACCCAAAAUAAGAUCGUGCCAUCAAACUUUGCCUGCAAUGCUUUUCUAGAUUUCUACUCCUUUAGUGAUUUUGAUCUUUCGUUAGCAGUUUUAUAAAUCCAACUUUUCCUUAGAGUUCUACAAAUACAUACCCAGCCCAAUGGUAUGAUUUCAAAGUUUUCAGAAACAUGUACUUCUCAGAGUCCUUUCUGUGAAUCUCCUUGAAGUUAAAGCACUUUUGCUAAAGUAAAACAACUUCUGUAAAUGACAAAAGAAUUUUUAA
This is a messenger RNA of Talpa occidentalis (Iberian mole), 3482 nucleotides long. It is a transcript of the gene GNA14, whose product is annotated as G protein subunit alpha 14. Gene Ontology annotation, cellular component: heterotrimeric G-protein complex. Gene Ontology annotation, molecular function: G protein-coupled receptor binding; G-protein beta/gamma-subunit complex binding; GTPase activity. Gene Ontology annotation, biological process: adenylate cyclase-modulating G protein-coupled receptor signaling pathway; action potential; phospholipase C-activating dopamine receptor signaling pathway. The transcript has 8 exons. The record is from RefSeq and is a predicted model, not a curated record. Bases 93 to 1379 code for a protein of 428 amino acids. Lineage: Eukaryota; Metazoa; Chordata; Mammalia; Eulipotyphla; Talpidae.